UGAUAACAGGGGUGGCAUGAGGCAGAUGCACACUUUGACGAAUGUCCGGAGCAAUCCUAUGCCUGAUGAAUGCCCCUCUGAUUCCUUGUACACUGGAUGUUUCACCACGGCUCUCGAUGGAGGAGCACACAGAGGACACCAAGAUCUCCACAGAUAUUAACAUCUCCUCUGAAUCUCAAGACAGUUUUGAUGAACGCACAAAAGGAAUUGGUCUACUCAUCAAAGCUGCAGACAAAAAUAUGUCUUUGUUGGAGGCAGUCAACCAGUCCAGCAGUUCAAACAUUUCACUAGCUAGUGUCUCAAGUAGUAAGCCAACUAUGUCUAAAACUAAGGAUCCACCAAAGCCUGCAAACGCAAUUCCUAAAAAUGUUUAUCGGCCAGGUCAGCUCCCUGGCAGGACCAAAACCCAACUUCAAGAGUUCAGAGCAAGCCUGGGUGUUCCAAAUGUUGGUGAAAAGGCAGUGAGCUCAGUUACCGACAAAGUUCUUGCUGUUACGGUAGACCCAAGUCUUAUUCUUGAUUCAGACGCGCCAAAGAAAAGAGGUCGAGGCAGACCCAGAAAGCAUCCUGCUCCUUUCAAGAGGAAAGUUAACAAGUCAUACUCAUACCUGAAGAAAAAGACUAAAAUAUUUCCAGUUCGUGUAGAGAGCAAGGAUAAAGGGGCUGAAAUCGAAGCCCUGGAGAAGAUUGAUUCUUAUUCAAUGGCCUUGGAGAUGGGGUAUUCUGAUCCUCAUAUGAAAAGCAACAGUGACAGUCAGUGUAGCAAAGAUCCUGCAAGUGACCCAGAGGAGGAAGAAGUGUCCAAAAAGACCAUAAGCCCUGUAGAAAAUAUUCAACAAGUGAUUGACUACAUGAUUAAUUGCGGUUGUGCUUGCUUGCUUUCUCUGAGUGUGCAAGAUAUUGCGUUACAUCGCUUCAAACUCACGACAAUGGAGCGGCAACCUCGUGAUUUCUUCAUCAUGGGUCUGUUGUGCAGUUCUGUUGUUUCAUCUACAAAGACCACAACAAAUCAUAUUCGGCAAAGGAACACUUAUCACUAUCGUUUUCGGAAUAUCCGCAUCUGCCAAGUCUGUUUCUUGUUUGUGAACAAUAUUAGAGAAAAAUAUAUGAAAAGGCUGAAAAAGCACUUUCUGGAAAAUGGGCCAGAGUUUCGAACACAUGGCAAUCAAGGCAGGAAACCACACAAUGCAUUACGGACUGACGAUGUCUCAGAUGUGGUGGAUUUUAUCCUCAAGUACGCUGCCAUUCAAGGAGUUCCAGCACCAAGGCCUCCUAAAAAUGCCAAAGCAAGACGUGUUGUUCGACUUCCUUCGACGGACACUUUUACAAGUGUGUAUAAGCAAUACAAAGAGCUCUGCAAUCACACUGGAAAAAAGGAGCUGGGCCUUACUUCAUUUAAGAAAAUUUGGAACAGCCAAGUGGGCCAUGUGAAAGUUUCACAGAAAAAUUCGCCAAAAGACGGUUCUUCUUGUGCACAGGCGUCCAUGUCGGGUAUUCCUGGCAAGGAUGAUGCUCUGAAAAGAGAGACGGCACGAAAGAAGAAGGAAACGGAGAAGGGAGAGAAAAGGCAGCGUAAAGUCAGGGACAUGCCACUGAAAAAAGCACGCCUCAAUCCUCAAAACCAAGAAGACAGUAUGCAACCACCGCAGCCGGUCAGUUUGCCCUUUGAUCUGAAUGCGGUGGACAUGCCCCAAACUCCAAUAAUGUCCUUCAGCAUGUAUUUGAACGAAGGGGCUGGGAAUGUCGAGACUCCGUUCCAGCACAAUAUGCUGAUGCCUCACAGUUCCAUGCCCCAUCCACAUCAUCACGUGCCGCAAGGGGGAAUGCCUCAUCCUCCCCACCCCCACCUCGACAACGGCACUCCCAGCUCGUCGCCACGCCCACACAUGCAGUCCAUGCCGUCUGCCCUGCCCCCUCCCUCCGCUCACCCCCUCACUGCUCAUACCUCAGGACCAGGAAAUUUGCCUCAGAGGAACUUCCCAAUUCCCGGACAACCUUUUCUGCCAUCUUCUCAAGCGGGCCUACACUCACAUCAGUGGUACAUGCAGUGACAAGAGUUUUGACACUGAUGAAAGACUCAGUGUUUGUGUUGUGCACAGAUGUACAUUUAUUGUCUGAUGGAGGAAAGACUUUUGGUCAGUUGUGACGCGAUACGUCUGCUGCUUUAGUAUCUCUGUGUUGGAAAUACUGUAAUAACUCUGCAAUGUGGUGGUACAUAUACUUACUUUAUAAUUUAAUGGCUGAGUGUGUGUCAAAAGUGACUUGUACCUUUCUACACCCAGACAGAUAUUUCUACUGCUGUCAGUGGCGUACUGCUGUCAGUGGCUUCAAUCCUCUGGCGUCAUCUGUAAUUUUUGAAUUAAGAUAUUUUGUUUGUCUGUAGGUUACAGUAGAGUGUCUUGAACUUGUUGUAAUGAAGACAAUAUAAUGUAAUAAUUUUGGUGUUGAAUUUUAAGUUUAAGGUAUUCUUAUGGUUUUUGAGCACUUUGUUUAUGGGAAGGAUGGAAAAGGGUGGUCCUUUUUAUUUUAAAAAAGUUAAAAAUGAAGUCUCUCUGCCUGCUGUGACUUGUACUUUUCUUUUUGUUGAAAAUGCCAAAAAUUUGUUGAUAUCUUAACUGAACAGAUCUGGGCGCAUGCCUCACCUCAAUGCACUUAACUUUAACCUUUCCGUAUUCUGAAAGUACACCCCAUUAGCAGUGGUGUAUUUCUGACUGGUGUUCCUUGGGUGGUCAGACGAUUUGGAAAUCGGCGACUAGAAUCUCUAUCAAGAUUUUUUUUUUCUGUGGUCCUUUUUUUCUAAAAUUUUCAAGACAGACAUAUGGUAUAUAUGUUUUGUUAGUGUUCAAAGUUCACCAUUGACAAAAAGGUGGAGGUUGUGGCAUUUAGUGCUCCCAUAGUUGGUCUGCAUUGUUGGUCAAUGUACAGCAUGUUUAGUUCACAAUCAUCUUUAUCUUUGGGAAAAAUUUGUUUGAAAGUGUGUUAUGGUGAUUGUUGAAAUUGACUAUUUUUUGCAAGGUAACAAGAGUUGAUGGUGGGGCCCUUGAUGUGGUUUGCUAAUAAAAACAAAAGUUUGUCUUGAAAAUUAACAUAAUGGUAUAGUUUUUAGCCCAGCUAGAAGCAGCAAAAAAUCUAAUAUUUUGUCACAUGAAAUGCUCUUAAGUGACAUAUAUAUAUAUAUAUAUAUAAUUUUUAAAAAUAAUAUGCUGUAGUGUCAGCUUAAGUCUCACUUUUGAAAGCCUGGGUAUGUCAACUUAUUUCACCCAGUUUUCUCUUACUUGGGGCCGGUGAGGUAUUCGGAUUCGCUUGAUCCUGCCCAAGACUUGGACCUACUUGCCCAUGCCUGAUACAAUGCUUUCACUGCCGUUUGAUAACAUUUUCUGCUUUGACUUGUACAACCUUAGUAUUACUGACUUAAAGGGUUGUACAAAAAUUUAUUUACGUGUAAUUCUGUUUUUCUUAUUCUUUGGUCAGUAUUCAGUUGUUACAUCGUGGUUUGCUCCUUUUUUGUACUCAAACACUUAUCGUUUUUAUAUCUCUUCCUUCUUUUUUGUGUUUGUUACUCUCUUGUAACAUCUCUAAUAUACGGCUCUGUUAGGACCUAAUUAUGUUGUUGCAAGUUCUGUAAAACUCUUGCUAAAAUUAAAACAAAGGUUGGUCAAUGAUUGUUAAGAUUGGUUUUUCCUCGUCUAACUGUGCUGCACUUAAAAAUCAAAAUCCUGUUUUUCUGCUCAGAUAAGAUCUGUUUCUUUUUUUUUUUUUCUCAUUACUGUAUGAAUUUAUGUUUAGAAGUACUAGAUCUGAACAGCAUUAAAAUAUUUUCAUCAGGUUGAUAGGGGUGUGAAGUACCUGUAAUUUUUUAGAAUUGUAUAGCUGUCAGAUUGUUGCAGCCUGCUUUGGGUUUGGAGUUCUGUUUUGUAAAUGGUAUUAUUAUAGUGUAACUUCACUUUUUUGUUUUUUAUUCUGUUCUAAAUUCUAAAGUAAAAAAAUCUAUUGCACUGCAUGUUCCUCUUUGUUUUAGUUUUAGAAAGAUUGCUUUUUAAGAAAAAUUUAGUCUUAUUUUGUUAACCCUUUUUGUAAGCUGCUUUUUGUAUCAUGUACAUGUAUUUACAAUAUAGGACAAAAAUUUCAAAUAUAUGUAAAUACUAACUCGUUUGACAACAGACUUAAAUGCCAAUUUUAAAAAGUGCUUGUCUCGGGUAACAGCACGGUGUCUUUCAGGCUUACACACCACAAGACAAGGUCCAAGGUGUAACCGCAAAGGGUAUUAUCACAGAAGCUUAUGCCGUCACUUGUUUUCAAACCUAGGAUCUGACGUUUUAGAAUGUUUUGUUAUCUCUGUAAUGUCUGUAUCUGGAAGGGGAUGAAUUGUGUCAUUGUUUGUUCUGUUUUGUCUUUUUCCAUUUGGAGUUGGGUUCUCAAGGUGAUCCCACUAAAAGCUCCUCUGCUGCUUUUUUAUGUUCUGUUCCUCAUAUUUGAAAUGCUCAGGUCUAUCAUGGAUAAAAAUUCAUGAAUAAUGCAUGAUAAUAAUAAUUGUAGUUAACACCCUGUUAUUCAUUACCUCAGUGAUUUAUACCUACAUAAUGUAUAUAUUUUAUUAGUUUUGAGUUUAUUUCAAUUGAUCUUUGUUCUUCAUCAUAAUAUAUGCAUAAGCUGUAGUCUUCAGUUUUAUUUUGUGCUUCAUAAUCAUACAAUGAAAUUUGAUAUAUAUUGGAAUCUCCCUGAUGUUGUAAAUGCUGUUGACUUUGAAUGAAGAUCUGUGUAUGUUGUAUUAAAGGGAAUAUUUUGGAGCUUCCAAUGGCUGUUGAGAAUUAAUUGACUUAUAAACAUUGUGUGUAUGCAUUUUGUCAUGCUCCCAAACGCACAUGCAAAAGAGUGUCCAAACAUGCUCUGCCAGUUGAAAAUGAUGUAGACCAUGAAACUUCUGCAUUAAUAAAGCAGGUUGACCACAUUUUCAACAUUUCAUAGACAUGACCAGUCAAACCAUGGAGCUUUCGACAAUAAUUGUUUCACUUUCAUUUUCUGACACCCAACUAAAUAUACCACUUUUUCUUUCAGAAGUUUUCAAAUCUUUCGUGCUAAUUGUAAAUCAAGAAUGGAUGAAUUCAGAGCAGAAUGUUGUAUUCAAAACCCACAAGAACAGGCACGAUAAACCCUUCUCCUCAUUUAAAUUAAAUUAAAAUUAAAUUUAAAUUCUGCUUUUCCCCCCCUUCUUUCUGCCCUUUCAUUUUCUUUUCACGUGUAUCAUUUAAUUUUGUUAAACUGUAUAGUAGGUGAAUCACCUCAAAGAACGAAUGCUUUCUUUCAUAUAUUUCUGAUUGUAUCACACAUAUGACUUUGCUACCCUUUGAUAGUUUGUAUCAGGACGCCAUAGUUCUAUAUGAAAGUGGACCAAAAGUGAAGUGGCCUAUAUAUUAUCCGUUUUGCAUGCAUGAGGGUUCAAUGCUAUUAUGGGUAAAAUGACCCAAAACACAAACCAUGUUCUUUUGCAAGGGUUUUCGGUGUACACACUUGUUGUAUAUAUAACCUACUUGUACUUGUACCUACAUGAAAUAUAUAUAUUUUCAUUUAUAAACAAUGACAAUUCAAUGAAAUUUAA
Molecule: messenger RNA, 5596 nt
Organism: Aplysia californica (California sea hare)
Lineage: Eukaryota; Metazoa; Mollusca; Gastropoda; Aplysiida; Aplysiidae
Exons: 3
Coding region: 42-2051 (669 amino acids)
Biological process (GO): regulation of DNA-templated transcription
Source: RefSeq, a predicted model, not a curated record